Molecule: messenger RNA, 3441 nt
Organism: Strigops habroptila (Kakapo)
Lineage: Eukaryota; Metazoa; Chordata; Aves; Psittaciformes; Psittacidae
Product: pseudouridine-metabolizing bifunctional protein C1861.05-like
Exons: 19
Coding region: 26-2254 (742 amino acids)
Molecular function (GO): pseudouridylate synthase activity; kinase activity
Source: RefSeq, a predicted model, not a curated record
CAGGAGUGCCAGGCUGCACACCCCCAUGUGCUGCUCCUGGCCCCCCGUCCUCCCGCCUUCCCUAGGGCUGCCCAGGCACCGCUCCAGCACCCACCCGGCCUCCCUGUGUGAGACGGACGCCCAGAGCACCAUCUGUAUGCGCAAAAUGAUUGGGAAGAUAACCUGUAGCCUGGGAAAACAUGUGUCCACUGUGGCAUGUGGGACCACCCAUGUGAGAAGAUUUCUGCAUGGUGCUUAUGUCAGGAUUCAGCCCUCCAUACAGGAAGCCCUGAUGGAGGGAAGACCAGUUGUAGCCUUGGAAAGCACGAUCAUUACACAUGGCAUGGCCUAUCCUCAGAAUCUGAGCAUGGCCAGAGAGGUGGAAGAAGUUGUAACAACAAGCGGAGCAGUGCCAGCCACUGUAGGUAUUUUAAGGGGUCAAAUCCAUGUGGGACUCACAGACGAGCAACUUGAAUUCUUGGCAAGCAGUAAAAAUGUAACUAAAGUGUCUCGGAGAGAUCUUCCUUUCGUCCUCAGCCAGGGCUUGUCCGGUGGCACUACCGUGUCUGGAACAAUGAUUGCUGCACACAAAGCAGGAAUUCCUGUGUUUGUGACGGGUGGCAUAGGAGGUGUCCAUCGGGGAGGAGAGAGCACUCUGGAUGUGAGUGCUGACUUGACAGAGCUAGGACGAACUCCGGUUGCUGUUGUAUCUGCAGGAGUCAAAUCUAUCCUUGACAUUGGCAGGACACUGGAAUAUCUGGAGACACAGGGAGUCUGUGUGGCUGCUUUUGGAGAAUCAAGGGAGUUCCCAGCCUUCUUCUCAAGGCAGAGCGGCUUCCAGGCACCAUAUCACGUCCGGGACGAAGAGGAGGCAGCUGAACUCAUUGCCAGUGCUUUGGGGCUGGGCCUGAGCAGCGGGGUGCUGAUAGCAGUGCCCUGUCCCAAGGAGCGAGCUGCCUCAGGCCAGGUCAUCGAAGAAGCCAUCCAGCAAGCUCUCAGAGAAGCCAGGUCCAAAGGGAUCACAGGCAAAGAAUUGACCCCUUUUAUGUUACAGAGGCUCAAUGAAUUAACUGAUGGGAAAUCACUGGACUCCAACCUUGCUCUGAUCCAGAACAAUGCCAGAGUGGGCAGUGGUAUUGCGGUGGCCCUGAGCAAACUGCAGAAAGCCAGGAGGAAGAGGAACCUGCCUUGGCGAGAGGACACAACCCCACCCCAGCCAGUGGUGAUUGGAGGCAUCAACGUCGACUUUAUAGCCAAGGCACAGAACCCUGUCAUCCUGGGUGGUGGGCAAACAAAUGCUGGAAGAGUGAGACGAACCUUUGGCGGCGUUGGAAGAAACUUGGCAGACUGCUUAAGCCGUCUUGGACAGACUCCUCUCUUUUUAUCUGCCAUGGGGAAGGAUGAACAUUCAGAAUCCGUCCUACACUACUGUCACCACAUGGACAUGAGUGCCGUCCUUCAGCUGGAGGGGAAGAGCACAGCCACUUACUGUGCUGUGGUCACCAGUGCUGGGGAGCUCAGUGUCGGCUUGGGAGACAUGGACAUCCACCACCAGAUAACAGAGCAAUAUGUGUCCCAGUUCAAGGAGAACCUGUGCCAGGCCCCGCUAGUGUGCAUCGAUGGAAAUGUGCCUCUUCCCACUAUUCAGUAUGUCUGCCAACUAGCUAGAGAGCAUCAGCUAGCAGUGUGCUAUGAGCCAACAGAUGAGAACAAGGCCUCUAAGCCGUUCCUCUCAGACAGCUGGAAAGCGCUCACAUACAUUUCUCCCAACCUGCAAGAGCUAAGAGCAAUAAAUCGGACCCUCGGGAACCCUCUGCCAGCAGAGCUGCCAUCCAGGUUGGAGGAUAUUGUCCAGACUGCAAUGGCCUUGGCCUGCCCUUUGCUGUCCCACCUGCACUGUGUGAUUGUGACCCUUGGUGCUCACGGCAUCCUCCUGUGUGGCAAGAGCCUGGGAGGGAGCAUAUUGCUUCAUCCAGGAGCUUAUGAACAGGCUGCUGCUGCCAGCCUCUGCGCCACCCACUACCCCGCCAUCCACAUCAGCAGGGAGGAGAUAGUCAAUGUCUCAGGAGCCGGUGACAGCUUAAUGGCAGGGAUCCUCGCAGGGAUCCUUGCUAAGCAGGACACAGAUACCUGUGUCCGGAUGGGUCUGCUUGCUGCGAGCUUGUCCCUCCGUUCCUAUGAGCCCAUUUCCCCAGAAAUCAGCACUUCCAGUGUCAGCCAGGAGCAAGUCAAGAGCUGGAGCUGGCCAGUGGCGAAGGUAUGGAAGAUGGAUUAGAGCACCAUGGCACUAUGACCUAUCAACUCCUUUCACUCCCAACGCUGCUGUUUCCAGGAACUGGGCCAUGUUUUGAGCUCAAAAGCUGGCUGCUCACCAGAGAACUUAGACUUUCAGUGCACGCUACCAUUUGGGAGGUGAAGUGUCAGCAGAGUGCCUUUGGUGACAACUUGUGCUGCACUGUUCACAUUUAUGUUUGUCUGCUCUUUGUUGUUCUUUCCUCUGGUUUUUUUUUCUCUUUUUUGUUUUUAUUUGGUGGGUUGCAGCAACCACAGCUUGGUUCUUCUGCUGCCUGUCGAUACUAUAUCUCACCCCCCAUCUAAUGGGAACACUCAUCUGUUUUAGCCUUGAGUAAACCCCCUGGGAAGGAGGCCCCAACCCAGGGAGCUUCUUUGUAAACAAAAGCUGGUGUCUCGUCUUUCAGACCUCCUGCUUCCCUGAACCUCCAGUCCUAUACAGUUUCUACUGAGGGAAUUUUCCCUUCCUCCACCUGUGUCACUGUUGUCCAUUAUAACAGCAGCUCCUCUGUCAUCGACUCCCAGAUCUUCAGGACCAUGUCUCUUCAGGUGGCCCAGCAGCAGCAUCCUUUCUUGCUGCUUACUCUUGGUUUCUAUCCCAGAAGUCCCAUGGACCACAGCCUGUGGCAAGGUGCAGCUUGCAGGCACAACACUGUAAGACAACCUCAUCAGUCUUCCCAAGACAGCCAGCAAAUGCCACACUUUCUUGCUGUGAAUUCCAAUGUCCCUGGAGGAAGCAGGCAAGAUCAAUCAGAGGGGUAACCAGGGGCCAGCUGGUGGCCUUUGAAGGAUGGCUGCCCCUUGUUCCACACGCCUUCCUCUGAACUUGGGGCUUCCUGCCUUGUCAGCCCAGAGUGUGAAGUCUAAAUUAAGAGAGCAAGCCCCUCUCACUUCACCUCCGUUCCUGACCACUUGGCAAACCACUGGGGACUUGACAGAGGAGACUCCCCAUGCAUGGCUCUCCAGAGGCAUGCGGUGCUAGAGCACUGUGUGCUGGGACCAAAAUGUUCAGUUACACCUUCCCUUCUGUCCACAACAAGAAGUCUCCUGCUACCAUCACAGAAGCUCAGGCUAAGGAUAUUGUUUCCAGGGUGGUUUCACCAUCACGUCCAACUGUUGCCCCAGCACUGCCAAGGCCACCACUAAACCAUGUCACUGAGGGCCUCAUCU